AUGCAGCAGCCUCAGGCGACCCCCUCUGUGCCUACGAUACACUUCCGAGAGCCCCGCAUUUUCAACGGCAAGCCCGAGGAGGUUGUUCCUUUUUUGAAGGAAAUUCGGCACGCUGUUCAAUUACAGCAUUGGGGGUUGCCGACUCAGGAGUAUGACAAGGUAGUCUAUAUGGCUACCUACCUGAAGGAUGGAUCACCCGCAUUGUGGUUCAAUUCAAUUGAACAGUUCAACUUGGCCCUCCUCCAGGACUGGGAUGGUUUUCUCGACACUUUCCGUGAAUGCUUCGAAGAUCCCGAUCUCGUGACCAAGAACCUUCACCAGACUAGUUUGGUUGCUUCCUACUCCUCGCAUUUUAAGGAGCUGCUUGUGUACCUUGACUUCUCUGACCAGACAAAGAUUCAGUAUUUCCGCAGGAAUCUUAAGGAACUGGUCAAGGAUCUUUUCCUUACCAUUCAGCCCUCGACCAACUUCAAGGACUUCAUCACUCAGGCGAUCGCUCUGGACAACUGUCUCCAUCAGCAUGAACUCGAGAAGAAAUCAGAUAAGUUCUUCCCUCAUCAUAUUCCUUCUCAUGCUUCUGAGGGCCAACAUCGGCCUCGAGAGCACAUGCAACUGCAGCUGGCAGCCUCCACCUCCAAUAAUGAUGUAGUUCCAAUGGAGGUCGAUGUUGUUUGA
Molecule: messenger RNA, 675 nt
Organism: Sparassis crispa
Lineage: Eukaryota; Fungi; Basidiomycota; Agaricomycetes; Polyporales; Sparassidaceae
Exons: 1
Coding region: 1-675 (224 amino acids)
Source: RefSeq, a predicted model, not a curated record